Molecule: messenger RNA, 1228 nt
Organism: Salvia hispanica
Lineage: Eukaryota; Viridiplantae; Streptophyta; Magnoliopsida; Lamiales; Lamiaceae
Product: auxin efflux carrier component 5-like
Biological process (GO): auxin polar transport; auxin export across the plasma membrane
Cellular component (GO): plasma membrane; endoplasmic reticulum
Molecular function (GO): auxin efflux transmembrane transporter activity
Source: RefSeq, a predicted model, not a curated record
AGUAGAGAGAGAUAUUUUUGCAAUGAUCGAAUUAGGUGAUGUAUACAAAGUGGUGGUGGCGAUGACGCCGCUUUACGUGGCGUUGGUGCUCGGCUACUCCUCCGUGAGGUGGUGGCGGAUGUUCAAGCCCGACCAAUGCGACGCCAUCAACCGCUUCAACUGCUACUUCAUCAUCCCCUUCUUCACCUUCCAGUUCACCUCCGGCGUCGACCCCUACGCCAUGAACUUCCGCUUCCUCGCCGGAGACGUCGUCGCCAAGGCCAUCGCCGCCGCCGCAUUGGCUCUCUGGGCAAAAUUCGCCAAAAAGAGCAGCUUCGCUUGGGUGAUAACCUCCUUCAAUCUUUCCAGCUUCAACAACACGCUCGUCGUCGGGGUUCCGUUGCUCAAGGCCAUGUACGGCGCCGCCGGGGAGGAUCUGGUGGUGCAGUCGUCCGUCAUCCAGUCUCUUGUUUGGUUCCCAAUCCUCUUGUUCAUGCUCGAGUUCUGGCGUGCCAGCUCCUGCUCCUCCUCGUCUGACGAUGUUGUUGACGAGGAGAAGCCGCAGCCGAUUUCUACGGACGGUGAUGGUUCAAAUAAUACGAUCGUCGUGGUUGUUGAUGCCUUGGCGACGUCGAAUUUGAGAUCAACGCUGAAACAGGUUGGCGUGAAGCUCGGAAAGAAUCCGAAUUGCUAUGCGUGUGCGCUUGGCGUCGUUUGGGCUCUGCUGGCAAAAAGGUGGGAUUUUGAAAUGCCAAGCAUAAUGGAAGGAUCGAUUUUGAUAAUGGCCAAGGCAGGAAGUGGGGUGGCCAUGUUCAGCAUGGGGUUGUUCAUGGCAUUGCAAGAGAAGGUAAUAGCUUGUGGUGUGCGGCUCACGAUUUAUAGUAUGGUUUUGAGGUUUGUGGGUGGCCCACUUUGUACUGCUGUUGGAUCUAUUGCUUUAGGCCUGCGCUCCAAUACUCUGCGUAUUGCUAUUGUUCAGGCAGCUUUACCACAAGCUAUCGCCUCCUUCGUGUUUGCAAAAGAGUAUGGGUUGCAUGCUAACGUACUCAGCACUGCGGUCAUUUUUGGCACUAUCGCAUCUCUUCCUCUAUUGAUCAUGUACUACGCCAUUUUAGAUAUGCUCCGUUGAUUAUUCCAAUGCAAGUUGAAAAAUUCCCAUCGAACAAACUAAAAAUGAGCUUAUAAUUAUUCCAGUAGUAUUGUGACUUCAUUUAUUGGAUGUACACCAAUGAGUCAUUUUGUAUCGUGA